UGUGCGCUCACUUCUCCCCGACACUUUCCUCUCUGCUCCUCUCACCACAACUGUGUCGUAUACCUUCACUCUUCCUUCAACCCAAACAUGAGCUGGAUCUGUUUCCCUUUUAUUCACUUGGCCGCGUUUGCGUUAUUUCCAAAUCACCUCUGUCUUUGUUCGGAUAUGCUUUUAAAUAUUAACAAGUUAUCAUGUCAUCACUGACUGGAAGAGGAGAGAGAUUUCCCGGCUUGAUUAGAGGCACAGCUUGGGACACACAGGCGCAGCAUCACGGUGACUUUUCCACUCUCCGCCCGGCUCCCGAGGGCUCCAGAGACGACACACUUCGGAAUACAAUGUGCCAGAGAUCGUCCUACAAGUCCCUGCCUGGAUACGGAGUCGUGGAGCGCGCAUCCAAUAUGUCAUAUGGUACCGGGACACUAUGUCGGAGCACUGUAUCGGCGCUGACCGGUCUCGGGCGGGCCGAACAGAAAGUUACCUGUUGUGAGAAGUGUUCCACCACGUUACUGGGACUGAAGAAACAAGCCCUCAGUCUGGCAGUGCAUCAACAGUUUUCAUGCAAGGACUCCAGUGAUCUCUCAUCUUUUCUUCAUGACAACCUGCGUGUCCACAGUCGUCCUACAGAUUCUUGGGAACAUGGCGAAUGCAGCACCUGUGGCACUAGUGUCAAUGAACUUAAACAGGAAGCCGUCUUUCUGGCUCUUAACCGGGGUCAGGUACCAACUCGCCCCCCCUUUGAACCUUCUUUUGGACCGACCUUCACCUCUUUACGGGGACAACUGGACUCCACAUUGACCCGAUAUGAGGACCGACCAUCCAGAGACUUCAACAGGACAUUACAGCAUUUUCGAAGCAGAACCCAUAGCCCUCUCCGCAAUCAGUGCAGCCCCCAGAACACCAGAGCGCCCUCCAGCCCCAAAACCCCACAGCGGACGCCCCAAACGCUGAGGAGGAGGGGUGCCAAGUCCCCUCACCGUGACAUGGACCGCUGGGUGGAGGAGCAGAAGCAGCUGGCGUCUUCUAAAUCAACUCUCCCACGUGCUCGCCAUCAGACUGCAGAUAAGUCAAGUGGUGAUGCCGGGGCGGUGCAGAUAAACUCCAAACUGCCUCAUAUUACAAGAGUGGUGACCAUAGCCAAUACGGCAGCCAUGUCCUUCUUGGCUAAAGCGGCAGAAAAGCUCAAUCUGACACUAAGGAAAAAAGGCCAUGCGUCCGACUCGGCUCCUGCUCAGUUCUCCACCUGCUUCAGGGACGUGAUCCAGAAAAACCCUCCCGCGGCCCCCACCUGCCUGCUGCAAGCUGCCACCAGAACCAAAGACUCACCCAGUGUUGGCAAGGUGAGAGUGGUGCUGCGUGUAAAUCCAGAUCUAUCCCAGAGUCCUGGUCCUCCUUCAGUGCUCCAGGUCGACUCAUCCCGGAGAAGAGUCACAGUGAUGGAGCCGUUCUACAAAGGCCACCCCUACAGCACCCUGACACUGGGCCGCGACAAGAGCCUCAUUAAAACAUUCAACUUUGACGCCACAUACCCACAGCACGCCAGCCAGGCCGAUCUCUGCGCCGGAGUUUUGCCUGACGUCAUCCGCUGUGUAUUGAGUGGAAGUGAUGGCUGUGUGCUGGCUCUGGGCUGCUCGGAUGUGGGCUCUUGGUCCAGUAUGGUGGGCAGUGAUGACAGCACACAGAAGCUGGGGCUCAUUCCUUGCGCCAUCUCGUGGCUGUUCAGUGCCAUUGAGCGGCGCAGAGAGAAAACCUGGACUGAUUUGAGUGUUUCGGUGUCCGCCUUAGAGCUGUGCUGUGGAGAGGAGGACACGCUCAGGGACCUGCUGGGAGAGAUGCUACCAACAGGGGGCAGUAUACAGGACAGUCAAACAGCGCACAUAAAACUGCAAGAGGACCCUGUGUGCGGAGUGCAGGUGCGCAACCAUAACCGGGUGAAGGCGCCCACAGCAGAACGUGCGGCCUCUCUGUUGGACGCUGCCAUCACAGCUCGACGGCACACAGACUUUGUCACGUAUCUGUCCCACAGCUCCAUCAUGUUCUUCACUCUACAUGUCCAGCCCCCACGCACCGAGACCAGCACUCUUGGAAAAGGUUCUCGUGGACCUACUAAACUGACCCUGAUAGACGUGUGCCGGGGGAUGAGGUUUAGCAAAAACAGAUACCCAUACACUGAAGUGAGUCCGAUAGUGCUGUCUCUGCUCAACGGACAGAGGACAAUCCCCAACAAGAGCAGUAAGCUGUCCCUGCUCCUCCGAGAGUCUCUGGGUCACGUAAACUGCCACACUGUAGUUGUGGCUCAAGUGUCGGAUUCAAUGGCUCUUCUGGAUGAGACUUUGUCCACCAUUCAAACCGCUGCAAAAAUACGGAGAACACAGAGGAGAGAGAAGUCUGGGUCUUGCUCACCACACGCCCGAAGUCUGACGAGAGAAAAGAAAGCCCCUAAAACUCUGUCGCUUCGAGCAUUCCACUCUACAGAGGAAGUGGACUCUGACGUGCGCCCUCUCCGUUUCCGUGGGCGACUCCAUGACGACCAAUCGGGCAGCGAGCAAUCCUGUGACACCGUCAUUCAAAUCGAUUCACGGGGGCUAGUCCAAGCUAAUGCUACCCCACGAGUCAACCAGCCAGAAUUUGUGCCUAUUAUUCCAUCUUUACACCCGAGUAAAACUGAUAUAGACGACCCAGAGUUUACAGCUUUGCUCAAAGAACUUCUCAAAAUCCCACAGCUCCAUGGCGACAAGAAAAAACAGGAAGCUGUGAUUGAAACACUUAAAUGUGACACGUUUGCCGAACUUCAAGAGCGGUUGGGAUGCAUUGACGGGAGUGAGUUGACGGCAGAAACUUUAAAACUUGUACAAAAUGCGGUAAAGUUAGAGCCAGUGAAAAAUAAUGUGCAUAUUAAUGUAUCAAAGGCAGCGUUAUUGAAUCAAAACUCCCAUCAGAAGCCUGGUGGAGAAGCUGAUGCUGCUUUCAAUGGAGAUAGCUUUCAAAGAGAGGACUCAGGCUUGUAUGACUGCGAAGAGUGUAGUGCUGCAAGUUCAGGUGAAGAACUGCUCAACCAAACAUUGACCCGAAAUGCAACUCGCCGCUCAGAAAAUCACAAAAACAACAAGAAAACAGAAGGUCCUAGUGUUGCAAAUCAAUCCAAAGAUACUCAAGAUGGCGUUGAAGGUUGCGAGUGGUUCAAACCAGACAAACGAGCAUCGCCAAUCGGCAAAAGUAACUCACCAUCGACGUCAUGUCCCAAUUCACAAACUGCAAGCGUGGUCUUAGGGGAUGUUUUGUCAAAUGUACCUUCAACAGAAAGUAAAGAAAUGAAAGCAACUAUUACAGUAACCGUCAAACAACCGCUCGAUCAGAAAGGACAGGAUGAAAUUGUGUUCUCGAUGGUAGAAGAGGUGACAAUUAGUGGGGGUAUGAGUAGCGUGAGCACGACUGGGAAUAUUAUUUGCUUUCAAAAUGCCUCACAGAACGGACAACAUGGCGGCGGCGGUUCACAGCCAAUAAGAAUAAUUAGCAAUGUGAUGGGGGAUGACGCUAGCGCUACAUCAGAAGCUACUCCAAAAGAAAUUGUAAGGCCAGAAAAAGGGUCGCUACCUUCAUUUAUAAACCCCAUGUUAAUGAAUGCAGACACUGAGGAGGAAUCAGAAUGUGCCGAUAAGAAAAAAGAGAAACAUUCAAAUGGGACAAAAUUGGAGAGAGAUAUUAAGAAGAAAGAGGUCAAAUGUAAGGAGCAUAGUAAGCCCCUAGAGGCAAAAAGUAGUAGCGGUGUAAAGGACGAUUCAAAAAUAAACACAACAGACAACAAAACAUGUACCAAAAUGCCUAAAAGUCCAGAGAAAAGCCAACCAACAGAUGUAGACAAUGUUUGUGCCAAUAAUUCUCCAAAGACUUCCCAGCUUCUGUGCCCUGUUGAUGAAAUAACUCCCAAGAGAACUGUAGUAGCACCUGGUUGUCAAGGAACUACCACCUCCGUUGUCUUGAAAUCAGGAACUUUGCCCAAGGCUUGGCAAGAUUCCAAAGUCUUAUCCAAUGACAGUCAACUAACUAACCGCAAAGACCCACGAGAGAUGACAUCAUCCACACCCGGGAGCCCUAAGGUGACAUUAGAUAAGUGGGAGGGUCGGCAGUAUUCUCACACAAAUCAAGAUGCAAGUUUCACUCCUAAAAAAACACUGCCAUCUCUGUUUGAAAGUGGUAGGUCCAAGUCGCCUUUUGAUGACACUAGCAGACUGUUUAGUGUCAAACUAGAGCAGCUAGUUAGCCGUACAAAUUCUCUUGAACGCAACCCUAGAGAUUUUCCAAUUUUUGAGCAUGGCAGUAGCAGUACCACGUCAGUAAGCUCCAAGUCUAGUUCAGAUUGUGCAGGUAAAAGUUAUUGCGUUUACAGUGAAGGCGACUACACUUUACCAAGAACUAGCAGGACCUCAAAGAAGAACGCUAAGAUAGAUCAAAACUAUGCAACUGUUGAGUAUGGAAAGCAGUCUAAACUUUCGGCUAAAGAUAAGCUAAAGAUCGCUAGCCCUAAAGUUCGUCGACAAUCUGCCCCUACCAUCAAGAACAUGAGUUUACCACAUAAAAACUUUCACCAAUCCUCAAUCAACCGCAGCGCUAGCCUUUCCCCAGAUGGGAAAACUGUUAGCUUUGAGCGCAUGUCAACUUUUUUAUCAUCUUCUCCUCCAAGGUCUCACCAAUCUCUAAGCAGGACGCCAAGCCAAAGUUCAACAUGUUCCUCUAGUAAAUCUGCCAUCCAAGGAUUUGUCACUGGUGCAAUAUCAGAUCUGCUAAAAGAUCGUUCAGGAAGUCCAAGUUCUCUGGAUCAAAUGGGCGCCAUCCCAUCACCGUACAGCCAAGUCACCGCGCCUCGCCUUCCAAGUCCAAAUGGCUACGCUAGCGAUACGACCAGUGUGCUAAGUGGAGAUCUGCCUCCUGCUAUGGGGAAGACAUCACUGUAUUUCUCCAACAGGAAUAGCACAGUGAGCAGCGGAUAUGGAAGUAUGCUCCGGGAGAGGGACAGUGAAGCCAGUGACAGGAGCGCAUCAGGGCUCAGUGCUGGGCGCAACGGGAGGUCCUCCAAAAAGAGAGGCACAACAGGGGUACAUCAGCGUCGCCAACAUGAGUCAACUCAGUCGCUGAAGCGGUCGACCAACGGCGCGCGGUCUCGAUUCGUGGAGCAUGAAAUCCCAGAAGCCUAUGAAAUAAAGGUCUAUGAUAUCGACAAGCGAACGCAGAAAAGAUCCGGCACCAGUGUUUUUCAAUGCCAGGCUGAGGUUUUUGGGGCAUCAUCAGAGGAGGAUCUCAGAGGUGCAGUAUCACAGCGACCACAUGGGGGAGCCAGAGGAGGCCAAACUCUACAACAUAUCACAGCUCACCAUGUAGAACCAAGAGGAGGAGCUUUCACAGACCUUCGUGGACACAGAGGCUCUUAAACUGGAAACUGAAGCCAUGAUGUUGAGCUCCAUCACCGCUGCUGCCACUAGAGGGCGCUCUACUGAAACAAAUACACUGAAAGACUAUUUGAGCUAAUGGCGAGAUAAUUGCUUUGAUGUACAGUUGAUUUUAUUGUUUACUGAGAAAAAUGAAUGCACUUUUCACUUUAUUUUGUAUAUCAUUAGUUUUCACCUGCUUCACGGUUCCGGUGCUACUGCUUAUCGACUUUCUA
This is a messenger RNA of Periophthalmus magnuspinnatus, 5656 nucleotides long. RefSeq names its product kinesin family member 26Bb (gene kif26bb). The transcript has 15 exons. Gene Ontology annotation, biological process: microtubule-based movement. Gene Ontology annotation, molecular function: microtubule motor activity; microtubule binding; ATP binding. NCBI's taxonomy places the organism in Eukaryota, Metazoa, Chordata, Actinopteri, Gobiiformes, Gobiidae. The record is from RefSeq and is a predicted model, not a curated record. The coding region runs from base 192 to 5423 and encodes 1743 amino acids.